AUGUCGAAACUUGGACGUCUCGUAGAAUGGAAACAUGAGCAUGCUACUAUUGAAGACAACAUGUUAGUCCAUGAAGCUGCCUUGCCAAACGUUCACAAAAUUUCCUCAAACGGCUCGGUGGGUGGCCUCAUUAGGAAUAUGAAUGGUGACUGGAUCAUUGGUUUCAAUAAACCGGUUGGAAUUUCAACGCCUCUUCAAGCUGAACUUUUGGGAAUUUUAGAAGGACUUCAAUUGGCGUUUUCCCAUAAUAUCGAACGCCUCCAAUGCCAAAUCGACAGUGCCGAAGCUCUUAAACUUGUCUCUUCGCCAAUGGCUAACUGCAGUCCAAUAGCUCUUGUUCGCUCUAUUGCAAAUCUCAUCUCAAAGCAAUGGAAAAUUGAAUUCAUCCUCAUUCGACGUGAUAAAUCUGCGAUACAAUGA
Hibiscus syriacus is the source of this 420-nucleotide messenger RNA. RefSeq lists its product as uncharacterized. The coding region runs from base 1 to 420 and encodes 139 amino acids. The record is from RefSeq and is a predicted model, not a curated record. Gene Ontology annotation, molecular function: nucleic acid binding; RNA-DNA hybrid ribonuclease activity. The transcript is spliced from 2 exons. Lineage: Eukaryota; Viridiplantae; Streptophyta; Magnoliopsida; Malvales; Malvaceae.